Molecule: messenger RNA, 1083 nt
Organism: Cuscuta epithymum
Lineage: Eukaryota; Viridiplantae; Streptophyta; Magnoliopsida; Solanales; Convolvulaceae
Source: the annotation of a GenBank genome assembly
CUUUUAUCAUUAGAAAAAGAUAUUUCUAAUAAAUUGGACAAUUUUUGGGUUUCUAGAAACAAACAAAAAUUAAAUUCUAUAAAAAUUGAUUUGUUAAAUCGAAUUAAAAAUCUUGACAAACCAGUAUCAGUCCCAAUACUAGAAAUUGAAACAACCAAAACGCGAUUAUGUAUACACAAUGAUGAGACUAGAAAAGAAUACUUACCAGAAGAGUAUGAUCCCUUGUUAAAUGGGCCUUCCCGCGGAAGACUAAAAAAAGAUAUAACGUUGAUAAACGAGACUUCGAUCAAAAAGUUGAGAGAGAAGGUUAUGCUAAAUAGACUUCAUGCUUUAUUGUUGAUGUCUCCUUUUGAAAAAAAGGAAAAAAAAACCAUUACAAGUUGGUGAGUUCUCAACUUUAUCAUCGAGUUUCAAUUUAACGGAUUCAGAACAACUAACAAAAUUUUUAGUAAAUGUAAUUGAGACAGACGAUAAAAAAUAUUCUGCAAUAGAAAAAAUAGGUAAAGAAGAGAUUGGUAAAAAAAGUCCCCGGAUGGUCAUACAAAUUAAUAACUGAAUUGGAACAAAUAUCGUAUUUUAGAAAUCCACCAGAUGAUCAUGAUAUUCGUUCAAGAAAAGGGAUAAGUGUAUUAAUUUUUGAAGAGCCUAAGACUCUCAAAGAUAAGACUACAAACAAAGAUAAGAAUACAAAAGAGACAAAUAUUCAAGCUAUAAAAUCCGACAAUGAUGAGAAAGAUAAAAAUAUGAAAAAGAAAAAGGAAGAUGAGGAUAAUAAGCUUUAUUUGUUACGAUAUCCGCACCAAUCUGAUUUUCGCCAAGGCUUAAUAAAAGACUCUAUGCGAACUCAAAGACGUAAAAUAGUUAUUGAGGGACUUUUUAAAGCAAAUGCGCAUUCCCCUCUCUUUUUUGACAGGAUGAGGAAAAAAACCUUUUUUUCUAUACCAUACCUGGCUCAACUGAAACGACUUUUUAUAAAAUGGUCAUCCAGAAACGAGUUCGGUAUUUUAGAGUCUACAGAGGAAAAAAAAACAAUAAUAAAAAGAGAAACCAAAAAGGAAAAGAAACGACGAGAGGAAAUAGAAC